Cadophora gregata is the source of this 435-nucleotide messenger RNA. RefSeq lists its product as uncharacterized. The transcript has 2 exons. The record is from RefSeq and is a predicted model, not a curated record. Bases 1 to 435 code for a protein of 144 amino acids. Lineage: Eukaryota; Fungi; Ascomycota; Leotiomycetes; Helotiales; Ploettnerulaceae.
AUGCCAUUUCACAGCCCCUUCUCCGUGCUACAAGACACCGAACAGAACAGUACGGAGGUACGUACCAGAGUCGCACAACCAAAACCCCUCACAAUGGUUUCACCCGUGAACCACCUCACAAGAUACGCAAAGAUACGAGGAAAGAGGGACAAAGAAAACUGCAGGCACAACCGAGUAGUUCUGAUCCAGUUUGCUUCAGUUGAGCUUCAGCUCCAGAACCAGUUCAUCUCAAGCAGUCGUCGUCCCAUCUUCCUGCUUCACACCUGUAACGCCUCUCACUCCAACAAGGACCCAACCACCCCACCCCAUACCAUCCAUCCAUCCACCACAAAGAUAUUCUUACUUUUCUCUCAAAAUCCCUCAAAAAAAGAACCUUCCACAUUAAAAAAAAAAUUAAACUUCAUAUCCAACCCCCCCACCCCGCCCCCAAACUAA